AUGGCGCUGCGUGCGGUGCUGACUUUGGCCCUCCCGGCGGCGUUGGCCGGCCCUCUCUACCCGGCAUGCUACACCGCUUGCAUGGCGACCUGUCUGUCGGGGGUAGCAGCUGCUGUCGUUGUGCCGCCUGCAGGUUUGGCAGGCGCUGCCGGCUGUGCGUCGGUCUGCGCAACCCUUUGUGCUCCUUCCUGCUUCGCCGACGACACUACACUGCAGCUGGCCGAGUUGCCCCGAGGCAGUUCGGCUGUGAAGAUCGGAGAAGUGCAGACCGGGAAGAGGGUGUGGACUCUGCAGAACGGCCAGCCCAUGCCAGCUCUAGUGGUGGAGAACCGCAGCUUUGGCUUUGUGGAACUGGCGGUCGUCAGUGAGGGCAUGGAAGUGAACAUCACGAUCACCGAGGAUCACAACAUGCCCCGGCUGAGGCGCCCGCAUCCCUCCGCCAGCUUCUCUGAAGAAGACUUGGAAGUUGUGCUUGCCAAGGAGUUGAUGUUGGGAGACAUGAUGGCCAUCCACACGCCAGGCGGAGUGAGCCUGGGCGUCCUUGCUGGACUACGCUUGGUGCAGAAGGGCGUCAAGCACGUCCUGUCCACUGCCACUGGCAGCGUGUUGGCCAACGGCGUGCUGAGCAGCACGAUUUGCGACGGCCAUGAGAAGGUCUACAAUCGCUCCAGCUGGUCCAUGACGCUUCAGCAAUGGUGGGCAAUGCAUGCCGAGCGCUUCGCGCUUUGA
Effrenium voratum is the source of this 729-nucleotide messenger RNA. Lineage: Eukaryota; Dinophyceae; Suessiales; Symbiodiniaceae. The record is from the annotation of a GenBank genome assembly.